AUGGAGACGAAAAAGCAUUGGUUAUAUAUCUACAACAGAUCUCCGCUCACAGCCCCCUCCAGAAACGGCCCACGACCGGCAACCGGAAGACUGCGCCCACCGGAAUGGUUAGACGCGAGUGCGCAGUGCAGUGCGAUACGGUGCAUAUGUAGUUUUGCAGAAGUGUGCGUGACGCUGCGCUGGGUUUUUCGCGUUUUAUUCACGCGUCGCUUUUUAGAGUUUUCUGUGGUGUUCCUUUUCUGCUUCUCGUCCAGCUCAAGAAGAUACUCCUCCAGUACCAUGGCUAGGAAAGACAAGUUUGCUGCCUACAGAGCUGCUCGAGCCGCCAAAUCCUCAGCUGCAGCCUACGAGGACCCAGAGUUCGAGAGCAUAUACGAGGAGGUCGACGAGGAGACCUUUCGUGAGCGAAAAAGAGCACAGCUCCUAGAAGACAAUUUUAUCGUCGAUGACAAUGGUGAGGGCUACGCUGAUAAUGGCCUUGACGACUGGGACGACUCCACACGACCAAGAUACCACUCGGAUUUGGACGACGACAAUGGCAGCAACACCAGCGAAAUUGAACAGCUCGAUGAAAAUGGGCCAGGAAAACAAAUCAAGAAAAAGAAAAUCAAGAAAACAAUGAGGAUAAACCACUUUUUCAAACCUGAUUCUCUCAAGAGCACUAAACUCAAAAAGCACAAAUUGUACAAUAUCGACAUCAACGACAUUCUAAAUGAUUUCACCAAUGAACUCCCUAAUCAUGCUACUGAUUUUGAUAAUAAUUUCGAUAAUAACAUGGACCUUGAUCUUCCGUUUGAUGAUAAUAAUAAUCAAGAAAUCAAACCAGUGUUCAAAUCUGAAAUUAAAUCAGAACCAGAUAUCGAAUCUGAUAGCGACACCAAAAUCAAACUUCCUCAAUUGAAAAGAAACUUCCAACUGCUUUCAAAACUCAAAUUGGAAAAAAAUUCAAAUAAUGAUAACAAAACUUCUACUAUAAAAGCUGAAGAAGAAGAAGACGAUGAUGAUGACUCGUCUGACGAUAACACUGUUGUAUUGAGAAAACCAAGAAGAACAACUGCAAAAAUAAACAGAUCAAUCAACCUCAAUUCUGUCAGAACUACAAUAUCUACACCAUGCCAUUUAAAUAACUAUAAUGUCGACCUAAACCCUUCCUCUUCUCCUUCAAAAUCAGUCAUCUACUCUUCCCCUUCUCAAUCUCAAUCUCAAUCUUAUAAAUUCGAAGAAGAUGACAUAAUCGACGAAAAUAACACCUUCAAAAUGUAUUGGCUAGACUAUGCUGAAGCUAAUGAUGGCUCUUUAUUACUAUUUGGUAAAAUUCCUUCAAAUAAAUCCACUUCUCAAUUUGUAUCCGCUGUUGUUCAAAUUAAUAAUAUAUGUAGAGAACUCUACUUUCUACCAAAACAAUCUAAAAAAACAAACGAUAAUGAUAAUGAUAAUAAUAAUGAUAAUGAUAGUGAUAUUCACCAAGAAAUUGUUCCCUUAUUACUAGAAAAAUACGGUCUUGAAACUAUUAGAGCUAAACCAGAACUCAUGAAAUACUGCUUUGAAAAAGCUGAAAUUCCCAAAGAAACUGAAUACUUAAAAGUCCUUUUACCAUUUCAAGCUCCUCAAAACAGAAAUGUCAUUAUCCCCAGUGACCUUGAAGGCAAAACUUUUUCUGGCGUUUUUGGUGCAAACAAAUCUCUCUUUGAAACUUUCAUUCUACAAAAAGAUGUCAUGGGUCCAUGCUGGUUGGAAAUAUCAAAUCCUGAUUUCGAUUCAUUAUCAAACAUAUCUCAUUGCGCAAUCGAAGUAUCCAUAUCAAAUCCAAAAUACAUCAACACUAUCGACAACACAAAACAAAAAUCCUUAAACUUAUCCUCCCCUCCAUUGAACUGUAUUUCAAUAUCCGUUCAAACUAUCAUGAACUCAAAAGACAAUAAACAAGAAGUUGCUUCUGUAUCUUUUGCUGUUUUCAAAAAUUUGCCUCAAGACCAACCAAUCGAUGAAGACUUGAAACCUGAUGAAAUUUUAACACUUAUCAGACCUGUUGGUGUUUUAAAAUCGGUUUUACCCCCGGGUCUACAAAAUAUCGCUAAUAAACAAAAUUUCCCACUAAGAACUUUCAACAAUGAAAAAACUCUACUAAGCUGUCUUUGUGCUUUAAUCAAAAAAAAUGAUCCAGACGUAUUCAUCGGUCAUCGUUUGGAAAACGUUUCUCUUGAUGUUCUCAUGCAUAGACUAAAUGAUUUAAAAGUUCAAAAUUGGUCCUUUUUUGGCCGUCGUAACAGAAAGGUUUGGCCCGAUUCUUUCAAUCGCCGUAACCGUAACCUGUCAAGUAUAUUUCAAUUAAGAGAAGUCUUUCAAGGAAGAUUACUCUGUGAUAUUGCUAAUGAAUUGGGUCAAUCUUUAACACCUAAAUGCCAAUCCUGGGAUUUAAAUGAAAUGUACGAAAUUGUUUGUAAUAAAAAACACAGCGUUUUGGACUACAAUUUAAAUGACUCAAAAUAUUCAGAAGAUCCAAAUUAUUUAUUAAUGGCAUUGAGAGAAAAUAUUGAAAACAUAAGAAUAUCUGCCGCCAUUGCUUUUGAAAUUCAAAUUUUAUCUUUAUCUAAACAAUUAACCAACAUUGCUGGAAAUUCAUGGUCUCUUACAUUAAAUGGUACUCGAGCUGGUAGAAAUGAAAGUAUUCUUUUACACGAAUUUACAAGAAAGGGAUAUAUUGUUCCUGAUAAAGAAUCACUUUGGCAAAGAAAAAAUAAUGCUGGACAAAAUCGAGUUGAUGACAACAAUCCUGUUGAAGAUAAUGAGUCAAACCAAAUUUCAACAAAUAAUAGAAAAUCUAAAUUUCAAGGUGGUUUGGUUUUCGAUCCAGAAAAGGGUCUUCAUAAGAAUUAUAUAUUGGUUAUGGAUUUUAAUUCUCUUUAUCCAAGCAUUAUUCAAGAGUUUAAUAUUUGUUUUACCACAGUUGACCGAGAUGAAUAUAAUACAACUUUUAACGAUGAAAAAUUACCAGAAUAUCCUUCCAACAAUGAGGAACAAGGUGUUUUACCAAAAUUAUUACACACUCUAGUUAGCCGUCGUCGUGAAGUUAAAAAGCUAUUAAAAAAUCCAAACAAUACUCCUUUUGAAAAAAUGCAGUAUGAUGUUAGACAACAGGCUUUGAAAUUGACAGCAAAUUCAAUGUAUGGUUGUCUUGGUUACGUCAAUAGUAGAUUUUAUGCUAAACCUCUUGCUAUGUUGGUGACAAAUAAAGGUAGAGAAAUUUUGAUGGAUACCCGUCAAUUAGCUGAAUCGUUGCAUCUCAGAGUUAUCUAUGGUGAUACCGAUUCUGUAAUGAUUGAUUCUGGUGCUCAAGACUAUAAGGAAGCAUUGGUAACUGCUGAAAACUUUAAGCAAAAAGUCAAUGAGAGAUAUAAUUUAUUGGAGAUUGAUACUGAUAAUGUUUUUAAAAGAAUAUUGUUGCAUUCAAAGAAAAAAUAUGCUGCUCUCAAUGUUAUUUCCUUUAAAAAUAAUGUUUUAAAGACCAAUUUAGAAGUAAAGGGUUUAGAUAUGAAAAGAAGAGAAUAUUGUCCAUUAUCUAAAGAAGUUUCUACAUUUGUGCUUCAAAAGUUACUAGAGUCAGAAGAUGACUCAGAUCAAAUUUUGAAUGAGAUCUAUGAAUAUCUUGAAGAAAUAACGAAAAAAAUUAAAAAUAAUGAAUUCAGAGUUGAUAAAUAUAAAAUUAAUACCAAAUUGUCUAAAGAUCCCAAUAACUAUCCAAAUGGUGCUAAUAUGCCUCCAGUUCAAGUAGCUUUGAGGUUACGAAAAAGUGGUUCAAUCAUCAAAGCUGGUUCUGUGAUAACAUAUGUUAUUACUGAGGGAGAUGCUCUUUCUCCUGCUGAAAGAGCUAGACCUUUAAAAGAGAUGUUGGCAAAAAAUUCAAAAUAUAUACCAGACUCAAAGUUUUAUCUUGAAAAACAAAUCAUGGCUCCAAUUGAGAGAUUAUUAGAAAAUAUAGAAGGUGUUGAUAUUUUUAGAUUAGCCGAAACAUUAGACAUUGAUCCAAGAAAAUAUCAGAUGAGAUCAAACAAUUCUGCCUCUAAUCCAUCAGAAUUGCAACCUUUAGACUAUAAUUUGACGGAUAAAGAAAGAUUUAAAGAUGUUGAAUAUUUAAACUUAAAUUGUGCAUAUUGUCAAACCAAAUUUCUUUUUGGAGGUAUUAUGGCUUCUCUACAUUAUCAAGUUACCUUUAGUGGUAUAAAAUGUUCAAAUUGUGAAAAGGUAUUACCAACUUUAAUGAUUACAUCUCAACUUGAAAGAAUAAUCAGGUCAUUUAUAUCAUUGCAUUAUGCUGGAUGGUUAGUUUGCGAUGAUCCAGCCUGUGGUGUGAUAACAAGACAGAUAUCUGUUUAUGGAAGGCGAUGUAUUGGCUUGUCAGGAAGAUCUCAAGAUUGUCGUGGAAUCAUGAGCUAUAGGUUUAAUGACAAGCAAUUAUAUACACAGCUAUUAUAUUUUGACUCCAUUUUUAAUGUUGAGAAAAACAAAAAGCGUGAAUUGAAACCACUUGAUGAUGCUGAUACAUCUAGUGAUAAAGGUCCGGAGCUGUUGUCUUCUGGUCAAGUAGUGGCUCUUGCUGAACAAAAUAGAGAGUUAUUUGAGGUUAUUAGAACUGUCACUCAGAAAUAUCUAACUAAUAAUGCUCGUCGUUAUGUUGACAUGUCUGGAAUAUUUGGUUUUAUGAUACCUGAAGAGGAGGAGGUUAAUUAG
Ascoidea rubescens DSM 1968 is the source of this 4728-nucleotide messenger RNA. RefSeq names its product DNA-directed DNA polymerase alpha catalytic subunit POL1 (gene POL1). The record is from RefSeq and is a predicted model, not a curated record. Bases 1 to 4728 code for a protein of 1575 amino acids. Gene Ontology annotation, biological process: lagging strand elongation; DNA replication; leading strand elongation. Lineage: Eukaryota; Fungi; Ascomycota; Saccharomycetes; Ascoideales; Ascoideaceae. Gene Ontology annotation, cellular component: alpha DNA polymerase:primase complex. The transcript is spliced from 3 exons. Gene Ontology annotation, molecular function: chromatin binding; purine nucleotide binding; pyrimidine nucleotide binding.